Messenger RNA from Sodiomyces alkalinus F11, 3096 nucleotides. RefSeq lists its product as hypothetical. NCBI's taxonomy places the organism in Eukaryota, Fungi, Ascomycota, Sordariomycetes, Glomerellales, Plectosphaerellaceae. The annotation marks the transcript as partial. The transcript is spliced from 21 exons. The record is from RefSeq and is a predicted model, not a curated record.
AUGGAUUCAACAGGCCCGUGCCUUCUGAUGCACGAUGGCAGAACCUCUGCGUGGCAUCUUUCUGCCAAAACGCCCGUUCCAUCUGACCGCCCCUUGAGAAUUGACGCGGGCGGCGCCUCCGCCUCUGCCUCUGCCUCUGCCUCUGCUACUCAUGUCCGAAUUCGGUUCAUACUCCAAUGCUUUGGGCUGACCCCUCGUAACAACCGCUGUGUCCUCGUCGACCCAGCUCCUCUGCCAUUUUCCCCCAACAUGCAUGCCGACGUCUAUUCAGGACUUUUCGCGGUCGUUGAAUGGGCUUCAAAUUUUCAUUCAACCGAGAUGCGGACCCACGCAUGCAUCUCGAACCGCCCAUCGGGCGUUCGUUUACCAGCCCCCCUGCUAUCUUCCAUCUUGUCAUUCUCCUUUGCCUAUCCAUCACUUCUAUCCCAAAAGAUUGAGGCGCCGCAUCUUCGGCUCACGGGGACAAUAAUUAAUACGCCCUCGCACUCUUUCAAUGGCCCAAGACACACGCCUUUAUCUGCUCGAGCCAUAGACGGCCUCGAGCGUUUCCUUCGGCACCUCAGCCCUACCAGGAACUUCGCCGUCAACUUUAAUCCGGCGAUGCCCACUCCUCCUCUCCAGACUUUAUCGUCGGCUUGUGAACGUCAGCCUGGAGCCGAGAAACCUACAGGCACCGUACGACUAGAUCACUUGCGCCGCCCGAAGUUUGCUGGAUGUCUGGCUGCUACUCUGUUCACGUUCGAUGCAUCAGCUGUUCACUGCCCGGCCAUCCACCAGAUCUCCUUGCCAGGCCUCUCUUGGUCCAAGAGGCCAAAAUGCAGUCACCUUCCCAAGAUGCAGCUUCCUUGGGUUGUCGAGAAACCAUUGUUCGGACAAGGUCUGCCGGGACGGCAGCAAGCGUUUGCGAUACGAUGUCCGGCCUGCUCCGAUGAUUCGCCGGUGAACCCCCAGCCCCACCAGUCGGCGCAACCGUCCGAUCCUUACCGUUCUUCGCUCCGAGUCGGCUCAUGGUCAACUGGGCGGAUGGCCAGCGCCACUAACCCUCCCCCCAGGCUCCAGCGCAUUUUGCUCUCAGGCUCCUCCUCAUCACAUCCCCCCUCGCCUCAGAACUUGGCCGCCGUUAUCCUUGAGAAGACAGCUGCUGAGGGUUCAUGCGUCCUAUGCCGUCUUGCCACCUCGCCGAACAGGUCAACCGAACAGGUCCAGGUCAUAAUCACCAUGUUGGAUGCUUACCCGGGAUUGUUCCCUCGAGUGACUAGAGCAUCCAGAGGCUCCUUCGCCGAUGAGAGCCUGUGUUCCGUGCACCUAGGCAAUAUCUUGUUGUACAAGUUGACGUUUCUCCUUGGAAAACGCGGAAACCCGGUACCAAAGGUCAUUCAAGUCGCAAGGAGUCCAAUUUGGCGCAGUAUCAGUGCAACAAAAGUCCAUUUCGGAUGGGCCGAUGAUCGAUGUGCCAUAUUGAGACCAGAAAGUGUCCGCAUCGGUUGGACACGGCAGAGUCCUCAGUCCUACGGCAACGCAACAAGCGUUUUUGAUCACACCAGCGAGCUGUUCAGUUCAUCCGUGCUGUCUGUCCUCCGCAUUCUGGGGUCUCCGGAUUUGCGACCUGCCUACCCGAUUUGGCCGACAGACACCUGUAUAUUCGGCGCCAUGGCACUAAUAAACGGCGACUCGGACUCUCGGGUACCUUUGGGGGGGCUCGGCGCCUCUUUUCGUCUCGCUUCGCUUCGCUCCCUCCCCGUGUUUGAUAUGGUAAAGCCUUUGGUGCCAGACGGCAUUUGGAAUUUGCUGUGCGUGCAUGUCGCCAUGAAUCAGGAUGAUGGUCGAGUAACGAACGAUAUUACUGUUCCGGCUAUCAUUGAAUUGAGAUUGGGUCUUAUGGAACUCGAUCUCUCCUGUCUUGGUGCCCGCACCCGUGGUCGUACGUCGAACGUCGUCGGAGAUCAGUUGCUAUAUCUGGAUCGUGAUCCCCUUCCAUCCAAUUGCUCCGUCGGAAGGGAACGGGGGGGGAAUAAAAAGGAAUCUGUCCGCAACUACUUUUUCAUCCGUCAUCCUCUCGACUCGUCGCCUCGGCGUCGUCACAGUGCUGCCGCACACAUGGCACAGAUUCAGGUGCAGGCGCAGGCGCAGGUCCCAGUUUCGGUCCCGCAAGGUCCCGACGUCAGCCCAUCGCCGCGCACCCGCCCACCGUUCCACACCCGCGUCACGGCCGACCGCCUCCGGGAAGGAUUCUGCGUACAUCCGCCUCCGAUUCCGAUGAUGGGGAAAAUCAAAAAAGGUCGGCGGUCACACUUCAAAGAGCUCGAGUUGGACGAUGAGGACGACGAAGGCGCUCAGAGUGACGAGACUAUUGGUUCCCCAACAUACACUACCCCUGGUGGCGUCGAUGUUGACUCUACUCCUCCUCCUCCUCCUCCUCCUCCUCACCUGCGACACACGCCAAGCGAUUCGGCGGCUCCCAGCUUCCGGACUUCCAACGACACAAUCAGGCCUUAUGCCAACCAGGAAUUUGAUCACGUUGUCGAACGUUCUUCUUGCCAUGGCGCAUCCGGCGCCGAUAUGUUGACUGAAAACGAAAACAACCAAAUGCGAAAUAACGAGGUCCACAGCCAUUCAACGCCACACAUCUAUCUUGGCCAGUACGAGUCAGUAGACUGGACUUGCGGGAGGGAGUCAGGAACGGUCCUUAGCUUCCGGUUUCAAGGACGCGUGGCCGAGUCUCGACCCCUGGGCCCUGGAGUAGACGUCGUGACAUGGGUGUGGCGGAUCGAACUAGUCAGCAUGGCGCUCAGGGGAAGUAGGAGUUGGGACAAGUUACAACGCAGCAGAAUCUCCGCCUUAGGCCCGUUAUGCGUUUAUUUCUCAAGAGCUCGGGCCGGACAGUUUGAGUCGUGGGAUGGUGGGAUGGUGGGAUGGUGGGGUGACUCGAUGCUUUGCUGUCCUCCCACCCUUGGGCCGUAUGAGAUACAAAUGCUGGCAAAACGACAUAAAUUCAGGAGAACUCUUCAGACGACAUCGGUUGUUUGGGAGAUUCACUUCACUUCUGACGUCUAUGGAAAGAUUCCCGUUCAUCCAUCAAUGUUACUUACCCCUGAA